AUGGCAUCUCAACCUACACAUACACCGCAUGGCAUUCACCCUCUUCAUCGUCUCCAGUUCCCUUUCAGAGACAACACCAUAGCUCGCCGAGCUCGUCGACCAAACGAAACGGAACUCGCAUAUCAGUUCGCCGAAGCUGAAGCUAGAAGGAGAAGUCUAGAAGCAUCAGCAAGUGAUUUCAGCUCAGAAAGCAGCGUUCCACUUCCUCAAGGCUCUACAGACAUCUCCCGUCGGCCAAGUAAUCCUCUCAGCGACUCUUUAUCUAUAGAUGGAAACGCCAGAGAGAUGCUGAACGAGAAGAUCAGUCAUGAGGAGGAGCUUGGUGAAGCGGAAGAAAGAGAAGAGAUUGUUCGAGCCGCCGAGACUUCUCCACUAAAAGCUCCUUUAGACCUUGCCCCAGUGAUCAGUGAGCAUGAGCAGCAGGAGAUAAAUACGGAUGCAGCUUUACGUCAAGCGGACAGUAAAGAAGAACAGAUAAUCGAAGAAAGUAUACAACCUAACGAGUCGGAGAGAAGGAGACUGAGGAAAGAGAAAUUGGGUGAAGGGUUGAUGGAGGUCUUUGGUCUGGAAGAAAGAGAAGAUGUCUUAGAGGAAAUGAGGUGUUGGCUGUUGAGGAGUGUUAUGCUCAAGGGCUAUAUGUAUCUUACCAAGCGGCAUAUCUGUUUCUUCGCCAAUAUGCCAGACAAAGAAAAUCUUGUCGUCAAGACUGGUCCUUUAUAUAAAAAAGCUUCUCGAACCAAGCUUAACACCAAGUUUUGGGUCGUUCUCAAAAACGAUGUUCUGAGCUGGUACGAAUCUACCGCAGAUCCUUAUUUCCCCAAAGGCAAUAUAUCCCUCCAAUACUGCUCAAGCUGUGAUGCGAUCGAUGAAACGAAAUUCAAAGUAAGAACGGCGGAAAGGAACUACACUUUUUCUGCAGAUACGGAAGCCAGUAGGGACGAAUGGAUCAAAGCUAUUCAGAAGGUGAUGUUUAAGAUACAGCAUGAAGGAGAGAGUGUCAAGCUUAUCAUUCCACUCCAAGCUGUUCUGGAGGUUGAGAGAAGUCCUACAUUGGAAUUUGCUGAGACGAUCGAGAUCAAAUGUGUCGAUUCGGAAGAUCAAAUGUCAGUCGAAAGCUACUUUUUCGCCUCCUUCCAGGACAACGAGCGUGCAUAUAGCAAGAUACAACUUCUGCUGGACGAAAGACCUUCAUCGGACCUCCCUCGAAUUUCUUCAGCCAUCACAAUACAUCAGCAGCCUGUGGAAUCACUCGAGGAUAGCGUCAAAACAAUCAGACGCCCCGAGCAAGUUUCGGAUACUUCCAGCACGCAUCAACUUGGCUUGAAGAAGAUAGGAUCUGUUCUUCGACCAUUGAUAACUCGAAGUAAUGAUAAGGUGAACGAGACCGACCCGCCAAAAUCAGGUUUAACGAUACCUUUCCUAUCUAACAAAACACAUAAAUCGUCCAAUGACAGUCUCGAAACGGUGAGAAACGAACCACUGAUCGAAGGAGAGGUGGAAUCUCCUCAAGAAGGCGAUCUUGAUGAUGGAUAUCCACCUAGACAGAAUGGUCCCCCUCCAGCGGGUAUGACUCAUGACGACCAUCGAAAUAGCUGGGGACCAUCUUGGAUUCGUAAACCAGCUUCCAAGCUGUUCGGUACUUCCCCAGGUAGUACUUCAACGUUGGGUAAAUCACCACCUGAAUAUGCUUCUGGAGACUCAAAAUCGUCAACUACUCGUACCAAUAGGCGAAAACAGAACUCCGUGACUGAGAUUGUGGAACCUGCUGUGCCCAACGCGGAAGAUAGUAGUGAUGAUGAGUUGACUCAGAGACUCAGCGGAAGAGGAGGUAGAUUGUCGUUCGCCUCAGACGUUUCCAGUGGCAGUCAGAUGGUUCAGAGUCGAUCUGAUUACUCGAUGAUGGAGGCUUCGGAAUCUGGGCAGAGGGAAGAUGACGAGACUGCGCACAAAUUCAGGAACGUAUUUGCGUUAGGUGAGAAAGAAGAGCUGAUCGAUCACUUCCCCGGAUAUCUAUAUCGAGUACUACCUGUCUCAGGUCGAUUUUUUGUAUCGACGAACUACUUCUGUUUCCGAUCUUCUCAGCUAUUAUAUAAGACCAAGAUGAUCAUCCCUAUCAAGGAUCUGUACGGAUUGAAGGCUCAAAAAGCCUUCCGGUUUGGACACUGCGGUCUAAUUGUAGUGAUCAAGGGACAUGAAGAGCUUUUCUUGGAAUUCAGUUCUUCAAAACGACGAAAAGCUUGCGUAGCGCUAUUGGAAGAGAGGAUGGAAGCUGUCAGAGUAUCUGGAGAAAAGGGUGAACCCGAUCGAGCCGAUAUAAAAACUAGAAUAAUGGAAGAUCUAGAUGAGUCUGUACCUAUCGAAUCGAGAACGACAAACAAUGUUCCACCCGUAUCACCUUCACCUCUCUUCGGUUCGACAACGUCGACAUUCCUGGAAUUCAAACCUGAACCUAUGAGGGUGACUUGUUUGACGAUUGGAAGUAGAGGUGACGUGCAGCCUUACAUCGCACUAUGUAAAGGUCUACAAGCAGAAGGCCAUCAUACGAGAAUUGCAUCGCAUGGCGAGUACAAGGAUUGGGUGGAAGGUCAUGGAAUUGAAUUUGCUAGUGUCGGUGGAGAUCCCGCUGAACUGAUGCAGAUGUGUGUGGAUAAUGGAAUGUUUACCGUGUCUUUCCUGAAGGAGGGACUGCAGAAGUUCCGAGGCUGGCUCGACGAUCUCCUCAACUCGUCCUGGGAAGCGUGUCAAGGAUCGGAUUUAUUGAUUGAAUCACCUAGUGCUAUGGGCGGUGUGCACAUCGCAGAAGCUUUGAGAAUACCUUACUUCCGAGCUUUUACAAUGCCUUGGACGAGAACUAGAGCUUAUCCUCAUGCCUUCGCGGUGCCCGAGCACAAACGAGGAGGCAGCUACAAUUAUAUGACUUAUACAAUGUUCGACCAAGUGUUCUGGCGAGCUAUAUCCGGGCAAGUUAACCGAUGGAGAAGACAUGUUCUGAGCAUAGAAUCUACCACAUUCGAAAAGCUGGAACAACACAAGAUACCAUUCCUUUACAACUUUUCACCUUCCAUCGUACCUCCUCCUUUAGAUUGGACAGAAUGGAUUCACGUCACCGGAUAUUGGUUCCUGGAGAAUGCCGAUGAGAGUAAAGGCAACGAAAAGAAGUGGACACCUCCCGAAGGUUUGGUAGAUUUUAUCAACAGUGCUCAUAAGAACGGUAAGAAGGUUGUAUACAUUGGAUUCGGUUCCAUCGUCGUUUCAGACCCAGAAGAGAUGACAAGAUGCGUCGUCGAAGCUGUGGUCGACAGUGGGGUGUGUGCGAUCUUAUCGAAAGGUUGGUCAGACAGAGGAUCAAAGUCAAAAGGUGAAAGUACGGGUAGUUCAGAUGGAGCGGAUGGAGUUAAAUAUCCUCCCGAAAUAUUCUCUAUUGACUCGAUCGACCAUUCUUGGCUCUUCCCCAAGAUCGACGCUGCCUGUCAUCAUGGUGGUGCAGGAACAAGUGGAGCGAGUUUCAGAGCUGGUAUCCCGACGAUUAUCAAACCAUUCUUUGGUGAUCAAGCCUUCUGGGCAGAAAGAGCUGAAUCUCUCAAUGUUGGUUCUGCUAUCCGAAAAUUUACCUCCGAAGCAUUGGCGGAAGCUCUCAUCAAAGCUACUACCGAUGAGAAGCAGAUUGCUAAAGCCAGGGUUGUGGGAGAGAUGAUCCGCAAGGAAAAUGGUGUUGCUAAGGCGAUCGAAGCGAUUUAUCGAGAUCUGGAAUAUGCUAAAUCAAUAAUCAGACCUCCUCCGGGAACGGAAGACAAGGCACUUGAUAAGGUAACCUCCCUCUUACAUGCCGAUACCAUCGUGCCCUUCCGAGCAAGAUCCCGAUCGAAAUCAUCGCCUUCGAAAUCCGAGAAUCAAUCGCGACAUGACUUAUCGUCAUCUGGUGAACACCUCGGCAACGAUGUCCAUGCGAGUGAUGAUGGUUGGUCAGUAGUUUCAGGCGGAGGUGAUGACCGAUCGAGGAAUGGUUCGGUAUCUUUCUCAAGGAGUCAAAGUGGUUUAUCAAGUCCUGAGAAUGAUAGUGGGAACACUUCCAAUAGCAAGAAUGACUUGUUUAGUGGAUUAAGUUUGGGCAAAGCUCUGCCGAUACCUUUACCUAACCCUUUUUCGUUGGGGAAGAAGAAGAAAGAUCGUUCUGACAAAGACGAAGAUGGUCAAGUAGAAGGGGAAGAACAGGAAGUGACGGAUUCUGCACCUGUGAUUGGCACUGCAGGUGCGAAAGACAAGGUUCAUGGUGAUAUACCGAUAAACUAA
Molecule: messenger RNA, 4290 nt
Organism: Kwoniella mangroviensis CBS 8507
Lineage: Eukaryota; Fungi; Basidiomycota; Tremellomycetes; Tremellales; Cryptococcaceae
Exons: 15
Coding region: 1-4290 (1429 amino acids)
Biological process (GO): sterol metabolic process; carbohydrate metabolic process
Molecular function (GO): hexosyltransferase activity; UDP-glycosyltransferase activity
Source: RefSeq, a predicted model, not a curated record